AUGGUUCACGAUUUUGAUCCGCGGUCACUAUCAAUUAAAUCGCUUCCAGGCGGUCGGAUGCGAGAGGACAUGAGUAAAGUGAUCACCUGUCAGACGGAUGAAGGUGGCGCGAAUCCAGCUGUGAACAUAACGUGGCGACAUCUGAGUCCUCUAGGUGCUCCCGAGAAACUGGAGGAAGACAUGCAAAUCUCAUCUGGUCACCGCAAGGGCACUGGCGGUGGCAUUGUGAGUCAUUCAAACCUGACUAUUCGUGCUCACCGUCGACUCAAUGGACAUCGCAUUGAGUGCAGCAUUGAGAAACCAGGACAAAUAACGCUUCUUCGAAAGAGUGAAACGCUCGACGUCAUUUUCGCGCCAAACAGCGUGCAGAUUCACCCCAGCGUCAGUGGAGGUGUAUCUGAGGGAGACGCGAUCUCCCUCACCUGCGCCGUAGCCGUCUCCAAUCCCCCAGCUAUGGUGCGUUGGUUCGAAUUUCCACCGGGAGCAGGUGGUGAAUCGGAUUCGGGGCGAGAAAUAACAGAUCUGGCCCAAAUUGAUCUGACUCCUGGGGAAUAUGGUGGAAUGCUGGUCGAUAGCACACUCAGUGUUUCAAAGACUUUCCGUUCGAAUUCACAAACGGAAUAUCGAUGUGUCGUUAAUCAGGAUGCCAUCAAAAAACCUGUGGUUGCGGAAUACAAGCUCAACAUUUUGUAUCCUCCAAGUGUAGAAAUAGUGAGCCUUCCCAACGAUCCAACGGAGGGUCAAUCGGUGACGCUGUCGUGCCUUUCCCAUGGAGGGGUGCCCGACAAGGGCUUCUCGUUUUCUUGGUGGCACACCAAGGAUCUCCAAUUGCCUGAAACUGUUACCCAAAAUCCUUCUUCGUCUUCUUCAAAGGAGGAGCUAUCUUCAGUUGUUGCUAAAUCCCUUCUCUCCACAUUAAACACCACUCAGUUGGCCGAGAUGUUUGCUAGUCACAUGACUCAGAUUCCAAAUCACACGGGGCGUCAUUUAAUGCUUGAUGGAAUCUCCUUAGAACAGGCUGGAUGGUAUGGAUUUUUCGCUGACUGUGACUACAUUUCGUUUUUCACAGAUGCGCCGAAAAUACAUGCGAGCACAAAAUUCAUCCAAUAUGCUCAACCGGGUCUCAAGGCCGAAUUUGUGCUCACCGUUGAGGCGCGGCCAGCAAGGGCUGAGUACAUGUGGUUCUGGAUCGGUGAUGAUUCAGCCUUGGCUAGUAAAGCCCGGGGCAAGAUCCUUUCCCAAUCCUCUGCUCAAGCUUCAUCCCAUUUUCUAAGCCGACGAUCCAUAUCCCCUUUGAAAGCAAUCUCAACAUCCACCGUUCCCUGGGUCAACCGCGUGAAGCAGACAUCCAGCAAAUCUGGUGAUAAUAGGCUCACCUUCACUCUGGCAUUUAGGGAGGUACUGGAGUCUGACUUCGGGAUUUACAUGUGCCAGGUCAACCAUAAAUCUGGAACUCGAGAAUUCUACUUUGAGCUGAAGCCUCAAACACACUCGAAGGGUAUAAAUCCUGACAGCAUUCGUAUUACAAGCGAGGGUCGAAAAGUUCGUGUAGAGUUUGAGCCUCCGAACAGUCAGUUUUACUCUCGUAUCGUCUUACGUAUCUGCCUCCCCGUUCACCUCACCUCGGGAUCAGGAAGAACAGUGCGACCUUCUGAGGAGUUGGUCUUUCUCCGUCCUGUUAAGGAUAGCAGUGGAGGCCCGGCACCCUCGUCUGUCGACGUAUUGGCCGCCGCGUCGAAUAACGACGAGUGUGGGGACUAUGAAGUGACUUUUGCGGAGCUGGGCUUCCUACAGGUUGAACUGGAUAAACCCAUUGCUGACUAUACUUUUCAGUUUCUUGUUUACCAAGAUAAGCAGCUCAGACAGAUUACACGACCAAUCAGGUGGAACAAAGAUGACCCUCCUCAGACAUCAGCGACAUCUAAGCUACUCGUGCAAUUGAUCAUCGGAAUUCUUAUCACAUUACUUGUGGUUUGCCUUAUUGCUUUUCUUAUCUACUACUUCUGUUCCUGCCUAAAGAGGAGAAACAUGAAAAAACUUGCCCCAGCGACUAGUAAUGGCUUGCUCCACGGGACUCGAACAUAUCAAACCCUUGAUAUGAGCAAGUCGUAUGGAUCUCCUCCGUCUGGGGCGGGUUCGAUCAGCGCUGAUAUAGGUUUGUUGCAUCCCGCCUAUGCCCGGCAGUCUUUAGCUUCGAUUGUGGGCAGUUUUGUACGGAAUGCUAAAUGCUGUUUAGGAACAGGGUCCCCGCUCACCGGGCCUAUACCAACACUUUCUGUUAGCAGUUCCAUCAACGAGGACAAUGAAAACCGACGAACGCCAGGUGCGCGGUCUCCUGCAUGGCGUAAAUAUCAAAUUCUGUUCCUUGUAGGUAGUUCGUGCCAGUCGACCAAGGGAUUCUACGCUCCUCAAUCUACAGGCCACAUGGCAAGCUCCGCCCAUCCUCUUCUAGAGAACACUUAUCAUCCAAUGCAGAAUAAUGAAAUGCGAAGCAGCCCUAGUAAUACCAGCCAUGUGUCAGCUCUGACGCAACGAAUUCUCUCAGAAGUCUACAUUGCAGCAGCCAAAGCCGCUUCAAUAGCCGUGAGCGAGUCCAUCGCCAGUGGCAGUAUGGAUGCUGUGAACCAACCCGUCGGCGGUCCAGGUAGUUACCGACCUGGAUCGCAGUGCGGCGAGUCGGUCUCAAUGAUUGGAGGGAGCAUUUCCGCGUUAGACGGACUGGGUGGAUAUCCAGCUUCUACCUCCAAUGGCGCAGCACGGAUGAGAAAGUCCCCAAACACACGAACAGUCACACCGACCUAUCAGGGUCACCUGACACCCCAGCAGGUUCUCAGUCAGCAAAUUCUGCGCCCCCGAAUGCCUUCCCAAAUGGGUUACGGCUGGAAUUCCCCUCUUUUGACGGCACAGGCAACAAUGCGGCUGAAUGAGGCUGCAAGUGCUUUAGCAGCAGCGGCAGCAGCAGCCGUUUUGGAGGCAACUGGAGCCACACCAGAUCUCAAUAGUCAAGGCCCCACCACGGUUCCCCAUGUUUCCCGAUUCAGUGGUGGUGGCGGUGGUGUUGGUGGGGGAGGACAAGGAACGAGCAGCGAGGAUGGAGAGAGUAUUUCUUCCAGCUCCUUCUUUCCAAGAACUCCUAAUAGCAGACUUAACAGUCAGGACGCUACCACAAAGGUUCAGAGAAAAAAAGUUCUUCAAGGAGCUCGCAAGGGAUCCCUGUCAAACUCAGGCAAUGAGUUCCUUAUUCCAAUGCUGGCUGUUCCUCCUAACUACCCCCAAGUUAUUGAUCCUCGUGGUGGUCGCACUCCGCCUUCCGAGAUGACAUGCCUCUCCACCUCUCCUCUCGACGGCACGUGGAUUCGAGGCUUUCAACCCAUUCAAAACCCAAGAACUGGAGAAGAACCUAAAUUCAAUCCUUACCCCCAGAGCGAAGCUGCAAGUAAUACCUCAGCACUCAACGUCCCCACUUUUGUUACUUCAUCUACCCCAACCACAGCCCGCCGUUCUGCGAUAAACCCUCAGCCCCCCUCAAGUAACGCUAGUUACACCGCAGAGGACGGUAACCCCAAUGACAAUACCCUCCGGGCAAACGCUGAUCAGAGCUUUAAGCCCCCGCCACAGAUUAUGCAAGCAGAAAAACAAGAACAGUUGCCUCUUCCAUCACCCCCACCGUCUUCCGAAACCCAGCAAUAUCGAGAAUAA
Mesocestoides corti is the source of this 3699-nucleotide messenger RNA. NCBI's taxonomy places the organism in Eukaryota, Metazoa, Platyhelminthes, Cestoda, Cyclophyllidea, Mesocestoididae. The record is from the annotation of a GenBank genome assembly.